AUGUUAAGAAUACAACAACUAACGGUAAAAGCUCGUCGGUCUUUAUUGAAUCGUGUUCAAAAUAGAGGUUAUCAUGACAAUCAUAUUUAUGGUUACCGUGCACCAAAACCAUAUGUAUUACCAGACUAUACUCAAACAGAACUAAACAAUAGAAUGGAAAAUGGUAGUCUCUUACGUAUGGUACAAGCUUAUAGAACUCAUGGUCACCGUGGUGCUCAAUUAGAUCCUUUGGAUUUCAUGAAAAGAGAAGAAGUCUUGGCGUUAAAACCAGAAAGAUAUGGAUUAACUGAUGAAAACAAAAUAUAUAAUGUAUCCGGUAUUCUCCAUGUGACAGAAUCCAAACAAGAUCCAUCUGCUAAAGAAGAAGCUGAUUUCAAAACUAUCUUGAAUCAUUUAAAUGCAACCUACUGUGGAAAUAUUGCCUAUGAAUUUAUGCAUCUUCCAUCUGCAAGUGAACGAAGAUGGUGGUAUCAUGCUGUUGAAUCUUGGACAAAACCUCAACUUUCUGUGGAUGAAAAGAAACGUAUUCAUCAAUUAUUAUCUCAAUCAGAAACAUUUGACCAUUUCCUUGCCAAAAAAUUCCCCAAUUUGAAACGGUAUGGUUUGGAAGGUGCAGAAAGUAUGAUGGUAGCAUUAGAUCGUCUCUUUGGUCUUUCAGCAAAAGAGGGUGUACGUGAUAUCAUUGUGGGAAUGCCUCAUCGUGGUCGUUUGAAUUUACUAUGUGAUCUAUUGGAAUAUCCUCAUGCUGCUCUUUUCCACAAGAUGAAAGGUCAAUCUGAAUUACCUGAAAAUACCUUCCAUUCUGCUGAUGUUAUCUCUCAUUUGGUGAAUAAUCCUGAUCUUGAUUAUAAUGGCAAUCCAGUUCAUGUCUCCCUUUUGAGCAAUCCUUCUCAUUUGGAAGCCAUUAAUCCUGUGGCAAUGGGUAAGGCUCGAGCUAAGCAAACCGAGCUCUUAUCUACUAUUGCUACUGGUGAUGAUGCUUGUUCAUUGGGUGAUCGUGUUUUAUGUGUCCAAUUACACGGUGAUGCUGCUUUUACAGGUCAAGGUGUGGUGAUGGAAUCUCUUGGAAUGUCUAAUUUGCCUCAUUAUUCUUCUGGUGGUUCGGUUCAUAUUGUUGUUAAUAACCAAUUGGGUUAUACUACUCCUGCUCAAAACGCUCGAUCUACCGCUUAUUGUUCUGAUGUUGGAAAAAUGAUCAAUAUUCCUGUGGUUCAUGUCAAUGGUGAUCAUCCUGAAGAUGUGGCUCGGGCUAUGGAUUUGGUCUUUGAAUAUAGAAACAAAUUCAGAAAGGAUAUCAUUCUUGAUCUUAUGUGUUAUCGUCGAUGGGGCCAUAAUGAAUUAGAUGAACCUGCAUUCACUCAACCACAAAUGUACAAUAAUAUUCGUUUACGAACAUCAGUCCCCAAGUUAUAUGAAGAAAAGCUAUGUGAAGAAAAAGUAUUGACAACCGAUGAAAUUGACAAUAUUCGACAAGGCCAACAAGAUAUUCUAAAUUCUCAAUUGAAGAAGAGUGAUGAUUACAAAGUAGAUCCAGCUUAUCAUUUACAAGGCAAUUGGAAAGGCAUGGAACAUAUAGUGAAAGGACAAUCAGAACAAAUAGAUACCGGAUUGGAUCGUGAUACAUUGAUUCGUGUGGGCAAGCAAUCAGUGACAGCUCCUGAAGGUGUCAAGGUUCAUCCACGUCUGAAGAAGUACCAUAUUGACUCUCGGUUGAAAAAAUUGGAUCAAGGUACUGGUUUAGACUGGGCUACAGCUGAAGCAUUGGCAUUUGGUUCUCUUUUAGAAGAAGGACACGGUGUUCGAAUUUCUGGUCAAGAUGUAGGUCGUGGUACAUUCUCUCAACGUCAUGCUAUGUUUGUCUGUCAAGAUACCGAAGAAGCUGUGAUUCCAUUGAACGAAAUCAACAAGAACAAUCCAAAUAGUCAUGGUUAUUUGGAGGUUGCCAAUAGUCCUUUGAAUGAAUUUGCUGUACUUGGUUUCGAAUAUGGUAUGUCUAUUGAAACACCAAAUCGAUUGGUUAUUUGGGAAGCACAAUUUGGUGAUUUCUUCAAUGGAGCACAGAUCGCUAUUGAUACCUUUAUUUCCAGUGGUGAAGAGAAAUGGCUUCGACAAAGUGGAUUGGUGAUGUUGCUUCCUCAUGGUCAAGAUGGUGCUGGUCCCGAACAUUCAUCUAGUCGCGUGGAACGUUUCUUACAGGUAUUUAAAAAAAAUAGGGGAAAAUAUCCUAUUACUUACUCACUUUUUCUUCUCUCAACGCAUGAUAUAGAUGUCCAAUGA
This is a messenger RNA of Halteromyces radiatus, 2277 nucleotides long. Its product is annotated as oxoglutarate dehydrogenase, E1 component. Gene Ontology annotation, molecular function: oxoglutarate dehydrogenase (succinyl-transferring) activity; thiamine pyrophosphate binding. Gene Ontology annotation, biological process: tricarboxylic acid cycle. The coding region runs from base 1 to 2277 and encodes 758 amino acids. The record is from RefSeq and is a predicted model, not a curated record. Lineage: Eukaryota; Fungi; Mucoromycota; Mucoromycetes; Mucorales; Cunninghamellaceae. The transcript has 8 exons.